Molecule: messenger RNA, 237 nt
Organism: Rotaria sp. Silwood2
Lineage: Eukaryota; Metazoa; Rotifera; Eurotatoria; Philodinida; Philodinidae
Source: the annotation of a GenBank genome assembly
AUGACAGCUGGUUCAUCCAUCGAACCUAUCAUUUCAACUAUGAUUGCCACACGAGUGGCUAAUCGCAGAAAUUGGGAAGAGGCUGUCAAAGAAUUUGAUCAUCCAGGACUUUUAUGGCGUGAUCGACAAGCUCUUAUAUUACUUAUAACAGCGCUUUGCCGAGUUUUACCAACUGAAAAGCAUAUUGAUUUACUUUAUGGACGUUUGACUAGUGUUGAAGAACGAGUUAGAGAAUGA